AUGAAGCAAAGUCAAUUGCUUCUACUUCAUUUCUUUCUAAUAUUCUUGACAUUAGCCACUGCUCAAACCACCACUAACACAACGUCUCCUCCCACCAACACCAACACCACCACGACCACCACCAUUACAAAAGGUGCGAAUAUCACAAAACCAGGAUGUCCAAAGAAGUGUGGGAACCUCACAGUUCCGUAUCCUUUUGGGAUUGGGUUAGGUUCAGGUUGUGCCAUUGACCCGAAUUUUGAGAUUGGUUGUAACAAAUCGACAGGGACUGCAACACUCUAUGCAUCGAACAUCAAAGUAUAUGACAUUUCUGACACGGAAAUGCGGUUAUUUAAUUUCAUAGCGGAGACAUGUUACACAUCAGCAGGACUUAAGCUCGUGGAAUAUCCGCUAUGGGUCACUUUAGGAAGAUCAACUCCUUAUAGUUUCUCUACCCUUAACAGAUUUACGGUUGUUGGAUGUGAUGAUACUGCUAUAAUAAGUGGUACUAAAUUCGUGAAUGGCUGUCCCACAACCUGUACACGCUCAUCUGAGGUAGUCGAUGGUACAUGUAUGGCUUCCGGUUGCUGCCAAAUACAAAUACCAAAAGGGUUGAAAUAUUUCAACACAUCAAUGCAAAGCUUGAAAAACCACAGUAGAAUUUGGUCGUUUAAUCCAUGUGGCUACGCGUUUCUUGGUGAGGCUAGUCGUUUCCAAUUCCGAGGCAUGGAGGAUCUAAAUGAUUUGAAUUUUGUUGAGAGGAUUGUCAAUAAUGUCCCCAUUGUGUUGGAUUGGGCUAUUGGAAAUCUUACUUGUGUUGAAGCACAAAAAAGCGAUGAUUAUGGUUGUCGAGGUAAUAGCCAAUGUGUUGAUUCUGACACCGGCUUAGGUGGAUAUCGGUGCAGAUGUAACCUGGGAUAUGAAGGAAAUCCUUACCUCGGCUGUCAAGAUAUUGAUGAAUGUGCGAAUCCAAAUACUAAUUCGUGUGAACAAAAUUGUAUAAACAUACCGGGCAGUUACAAUUGUUCAUGUCCACAAGGAUAUACUGGUGAUGGCAAAAAGAAUGGCCGUGGUUGUAAUGCAACAACCUCAAACUCUGAGUUUCCAUGGAUCAAGUUUUCUGUUGGUAUGGGAGUUGGGUUUAUGUCCCUAGUGCUUGGAACAACUUGGCUCUAUUUUAGCUUCAAGAAACGAAAACUCAUGAAACUCAGGGAGAAGUUCUUCCAACAAAAUGGCGGAUUCCUCUUAAAACAACGAAUCUCCUCUAACGAGGGUGGUGUGGAAGCAACCAAAAUUUUUACAGCUGAAGAGUUGAAGAAGGCUACAAACAACUACGCCAACGAUAGGAUUCUUGGUCGUGGUGGAAAUGGAAUUGUCUACAAAGGUAUACUACCCGAUAAUCACAUAGUUGCAAUUAAGAAAUCUAAGUUUGUGGAUGAGAAUCAAAUUGAACAGUUCAUCAAUGAGGUACUUAUUCUUACUCAAGUUAACCAUAGAAAUGUAGUGAAACUCUUUGGGUGUUGUUUGGAAGCUGAAGUCCCUUUACUGGUUUACGAAUACGUUUCUAAUGGAACUCUUUACGAGCAUAUCCACAACAAAAAUGGAGCGCCUUGGUUAUCUUUGGAAAAUCGGUUGAGAAUUGCUGCAGAGACAGCAAGUUCACUUGCUUACCUUCAUUCAUCCGCGUCAAUGCCAAUAAUUCAUAGAGAUGUCAAGUCUGCCAAUUUAUUGUUGGAUGAUGUUUACACAGCCAAAGUGGCAGAUUUUGGAGCUUCAAGAUUAGUCCCUCUUGAUCAAACACAUGUUGCUACGAUGGUUCAAGGAACGUUAGGGUACUUGGAUCCCGAAUAUUUCCACUCAGGUCAAUUGACAGAGAAAAGUGACGUUUAUAGUUUUGGAGUAGUUCUUGCUGAACUUUUGGCAGGGUUGAAACCUAUUUUGAAGGACGAAAAUGAGAAGGACAAAUGUUUGGUAGACUAUUUCGUCUUGUCCAUGAUCACAAAUAACUUAUUUCAGAUUCUUGAUCGUAGAGUGGUACGAGAAGGAAGUCUUGAGCAACUUCAGAAGACUGCUGAGCUUGUUAAGAGUUGCCUUAGUUUGCACGGAGAAGAUAGGCCUACUACGAAAGAAGUGGCAAUGGAACUUGAAAGUUUGAGAAAGUUCACAAAAAAUAACCCUUGGGCUAAUGGACAUGAAGACGAAGAGAAUGAAGAUGAAGUAAGAGAUCUUUAUACAAUUGAUCCAAUCGACUCUAAUACAGACAACGACUUUACUGGACAAUAUAGUUCGUAUAGUCCUUCAUUAAUAUUUCAUACAAAUAUCCCGCGGUGA
Molecule: messenger RNA, 2310 nt
Organism: Solanum verrucosum
Lineage: Eukaryota; Viridiplantae; Streptophyta; Magnoliopsida; Solanales; Solanaceae
Product: wall-associated receptor kinase 2-like
Exons: 4
Coding region: 1-2310 (769 amino acids)
Biological process (GO): protein phosphorylation; cell surface receptor signaling pathway
Cellular component (GO): plasma membrane
Molecular function (GO): protein serine/threonine kinase activity; ATP binding; polysaccharide binding
Source: RefSeq, a predicted model, not a curated record